Molecule: messenger RNA, 3225 nt
Organism: Caenorhabditis bovis
Lineage: Eukaryota; Metazoa; Nematoda; Chromadorea; Rhabditida; Rhabditidae
Source: the annotation of a GenBank genome assembly
AUGAGCUCAGCAAAUGAAUGGUACAUUUCAUUUCUGGAAAAUCGAGGUGUUGAAAUCAAGAGGAGCAUUACUGCCGGCACAAUUUCUGAUGGAUAUGCGGUGCGAAUUGGAAGGCUAUUCAGCAAUGAGCUUCUCGAUGGUGUAGAGUAUCGGAUCAACGCGUUCUUCUAUGAUCUUGCAACAUCUCAAAUGUUCGGAAGACCAUGUAACACAAAAUGGACGUAUGCUAAAGAAAAGCGAUGCGAAUUUUUUGAGGAAUUAUAUUUCCAUUGUCCAACUGUGGAUGACAAGAUUCUGUUGAUUUUGCAAUUUGUGGAAAAAGAAAAAUCUGAAAUUUCGCCAUUUGUCGCACCGCUCAAAGAGCCAUUAAUAUCGGCAUCUUUAGAUGAAAUAUCGAUAUUUUUCGGUCAAAAUGCGAAAAAAAUCGAAGACACAAUAAUUGAUGAGAUACUUCGAGAUAGACACUUAAAAGACAAUUUGCCCCCUAAGACCUUCACGAGAGCUUCUGUUGUGGAUAGAAGACUGAAGAUAGGGGUUCAUAAUGGAUUUUGCUAUUUAUCAGAACCCCUCUGUAUUAGUUUGACGGCAACCAAUACCAAUCUUGUAUCAAAUAAUUCAACAAUUAAGAAGCGAAGAGCAAUGAGCUCUACAGACUUAAUAGCUGGACCCGUUGCAAUGUACAUCAAUUCUCGAGUUUCAAUUCCAAAUUUAAUUGAAGAUCCACGAAUCGCCUUAAUUCUUAUGGUAGAAUAUACUUUUCUAUACGAUGAUGACAAAAGGGUUACCCACCCAAUUCUGAUUGGUUGGGGAGCGUGGAAGCCAUUUGCGACUAGUAUGGAGCGACAACAAUAUGCUCACGCCACAGUGAGCCUUAUUGGAGGACCUCGCCCUAAUCCAGAAGGGGUACUCUGCUUCAGAAAUCUUCUUCAUUUGCAAAGAUCGAUGGACAACGCCUACACUGAAAGUCAUCCACAUAUGACUAUUGAAUUCACUUUCUUUGUCGAUCAAUUAGAUUUUGAAAGUCGUGUUCCAACCAGCUGCGAUAAUCAUUCGAUAUUGGAUCGUCGAACCCCGAAAUCCGAAAGGUCUUCGAAAUCGCAGAAACUAGCAUCGAAAACUGACUUGGACGAAAACAAAGACGAAGGCGAAAAGCUUCCGCAAAUUGAGACAGCGAGAUCUCAUACGUCCGAAGAAGAAUUGUUUGCCAUAAACGAAGAUUUGAACAAAAUCAUACCUCCGCCGAAAGUUGAUGAUGACUUGCUGAAAGAUGAUUCAAAGUCCAGCUCUGUAUAUAUGAUUCCGUUCGAGGCUACAAAACCGUCCAACUUUCCUCGAUCAGUUCAUUCUAUGUUUGCUCGUCUCAACUUUCAACCACUGCGAGAUCGUACUGGAGCAAUUCCAUCAACCGAAGACGUCAAUGAAAAGAUUUUGAUGGACGUGAAUAGGGAAAAGAAUGAUCGAUUGGACGUGUCUCAUUUCUUUUUCCAAUUCAUUGCAGUCAAGAAACUCGUCACAAAAGGUCAUCAUCCAAACCUUGCUAAACUAUUCUUCACUAUUCAGUUUUAUCGUUUCCACGAGCUCUCAACAGAAACAUUACUUCUAGCGACUGAUGAGAAGUACGAGCCUUCAAUUUUGAAACGGAUCGACAAAAACGGAGAGCCAAUUGGCGGUUCUCCGGGAUUUAUUGCAAAAUUUAUUAUUGAAGGUGACGAUGAAAAACGCGAUUUUGUUGAUUAUUUAGCCAGUGGGAAUGCAAUAAUCGACGCCUGGGAUGCUGAAUCUCUAUGUCACGUUGGAACAUCGAUAAUUCCUCUAAAGAACCUAUUGCGUCGGGGUCGCGAAGCAAUACAGCUCUACCUUCAGUGUCCAAUCGUUGACAGCUCAAACAAGCAUAAUUGCUUGUUAUAUAUAAGGCUGGCAAAUAUUGGACAUCCAGCAGCACAUGUAUACGGUCUGCAACAGCAGCAUCCACAACCGCAUCCGCAACACCCACAACCGCCUUGCCUUUUCACUCUUGUGUUGUCGUUCAAAGUAUCAAUGGCUGUCGUUAAUGGGGUUGUCGUUUCCUCGGAGUUUUGCUCAUUUCUCAGCGAAAACGCGUCAAUUGCGUCGAACUCAUGCUCGGUGGCACGACGGUUGACGUCGACUAACAAGCUUGCCGGCGAAGAAGGGCCACACUCUUAUAGGGUGCAGGCGAAGCCGCUGAACACGUUACACAAAUCACAACUCGAUCGAUUUUUGACUGCCCAACGACUUGAUAUUCAACAAAGGCAUGAAGAAAUAUUCAAUUCCUCGUCAUUAGACAAACUGAAACAGUGGAAUAAACUCAAAAAUGAUUUUCCGUUUGACAAUAAGAAAAUCUCGCAAAAGUUUAUUUUUGAAGAGGAGCUUGCAGCAUACAGAAAACUGAGAUAUGAGAGCAAACCUGCCAAGCUGUUAGAAGCUGUCUUUAAAGGAAUUACGGUUCGCCACGAAAUCCAUCCGUCAUUCGGAGAAAAAGUGUUCUUCGAGUUUCCUUUGGAAAAUACUCUCUCUGAGCCGAUUAAUUGUGUUGUUGAAAUUGAUGAUCAAGCGUUGAGACCGGUACUUGAUCAAGAUGAAUGGGCAUUUUAUAAAACUCUCAACAAAAUUCAAACGCCGAUUGAGAAAAAUAUGAUUCGAGAAACGAGUGAUAAAAUCGAGGUGUUUCUUAAACCGGGUGAAACCGUGUUCAUUCCUUUCGUAUACGAUUCAUUCUUUUUUGCCAACGACCAUUUCGACAUGUAUUCGACAAAGAUAAUUUUCCGUCGCUGGGAUAACCGUGAUCCAAUAUCGAUUUUAGAUUUGCAUGUCUAUCACCGCAAUUAUUUGCCCAAUCAUAGUGUUGUUUUCAUCGGCGAGUCGAAUUCAAGCCUUCAAAAACAAUUGGUCCUUCCAACAUUGUCGAAAGAUCGAAGGGUCAUCUCGUGUCGAUGCUCGAAUCCAGAGGUUCGAGUUGGCUUGAAAAACGCGUCUUUGAAACAAAUCGCGCAUUUUACGACGUUUGUUGGAGACGUUGGUAGCCGCAGCACAUUUCUCAUACUCAUGUACAGUGAUCACUAUCAGUUUCGUCUCGUCGCCGUCUGGAAAAUCACAAUCCUCUCCUAUCAUCGCGUUGAUCUUCGGGGGAUUGUGGGGCAAUCAUCACGAGCUCAACUUUCGAUUCAACAACAGUAUAGGUGGGAUUCAGUUUAUUCACAAAUAUAA